AUGAUGUUAAGAGGUGUUUUACGAACUCGUGGAGCAGGCAGUACAUGUGGGCGUUUUUGCGUUGCAAGUUUGACGAGGAAGAAUACAAUCAAACAAUUUAGUGGACUAGCAAAGUCUGAGGCCCAGAAUACACUCUUUAAGGAUGUUCCUGUUUUCAACACUUGUGUCUGCCGCUCAAUGUUUAUUCAAACACAGGAUACACCCAAUCCCAAUAGCUUAAAGUUUUUACCUGGAACAAAAGUCUUGGAGCCGGGUCAGACAAUGGAUUUUCCUAAUAUUGGAGCUGCUCAGUGCAGUCCCUUAGCGAAAAUGAUAUUUCGUAUAGAUGGUGUAAAGGCAGUUUUCUUUGGAGGUGAUUUUAUAACAGUUACUAAAAAGGAUGAUGACACUGACUGGAGGCUUCUAAAACCUGACAUUUUUGCUACUAUCAUGGACUUUUUUGCUAGUGGAUUACCUAUUGUCAUUGAUGCUAAACCUUCUAGUGAUACUCAAGCAAACGAGGACGACGAUGAAAUAGUCCAGAUGAUAAAGGAACUGCUGGAUACACGUAUCAGACCUACAGUCCAGGAAGACGGUGGUGAUGUUCUGUUCGUAGACUUCAAGGAUGGUAUACUCAGGCUUAAAAUGCAAGGUUCCUGUUCCUCGUGUCCUAGUUCUAUAGUCACCUUGAAGAAUGGGGUUCAAAAUAUGAUGCAGUUCUACAUCCCAGAGGUAGUAGCGGUCGAACAAAUCGAUGACGACGGUGAAAAACUAAGCGAGAAAGUGUUUAAAGAAUUUGAGGAAUUGAAAAAGAAAAAUAACAAAAGCGAAUGA
Molecule: messenger RNA, 813 nt
Organism: Arctia plantaginis
Lineage: Eukaryota; Metazoa; Arthropoda; Insecta; Lepidoptera; Erebidae
Source: the annotation of a GenBank genome assembly